AUGGCUGACGACCUCCAGGAUCAGCUGGAUAUUCCAGCGGAUCUCUCUGUUGGAGGUACCGCGGAAGCCUCAAGCGUACGAUCGGGUCCUCGCAGACUCCCGAAGAAACGAACCAAGACAGGCUGUUUGACUUGUCGCAAGCGCCGGAUCAAAUGCGGCGAAGAGAAGCCAAUAUGCAGCAACUGUGUGAAAUCGAAGCGAAUCUGCGAGGGUUAUGCCCAGCGAGUCGUGUUCAAGAACCCCAUAGGCAUCUUUGGGUCUUUCGGUGCUGGCCAUGGCCAGGACCCGCAGAUAGAGCAACAGCAUAUGAGAGUGCCGAUAUACAAUGAUUAUGGCGCCCAACUCCCUCCCCAACUCCCUCCUCAACUCCCUCCUCAACAAGCGGCAGCCGCUGCUCAGCAUCCAAUGUUGGCCCCGCGGCCUGUUGAUCCAGUGACGAUGGGAUACCACUCCUUUCCGUCCCAAAUACUUCCACAUAGUCAAAUCCAGCCGAUUAAUGCACCCCCUUUCUAUUACCCAGCAACUCAGGCGCAGCCGCCAACCCACAUGUGGCACACUCAGCCGAUAUAUGAAGUGGAGAGCACGUUGAUUCCGUCAAAUGUGACUGACUUCUCACCAGUACAGCAGCCAGUUCAGCGGGGUCAGACGAAUGUCUCACGUAGGUCCCAUACAGACAUACAAGAUGUACCCCAGAUUACCAGUCCAAUCGGUCAGACUGCUGAAGAAUAUGCCUCCAAUCUCUCCCCGAUGCCACCUCGCAAUCCGGUGGCAGUAAACAGGGAGAGAGAAAUCAACAACAUCCCUCAGAUACCCCAUCAAACACAAGUGGUAUACAUGGAAGAUGAAAGCGAGGAUUAUUACGACGUGGACUCGGAUGAUGAGAUGGUGGAUCAAUCGCAGGCCGAAGGCUUCAACCAGCUGAGUCUUAUCAUGGCCUCUGCUAACCGCGAUGAGCGACAACUCCGCUCCUUCACCACUUACUUGAACGAACCUAAUGUGCUCGCCUCUUACCGUCCUACACUUGGCUCGUCUCCCCUGAACAACCCAAAGACCGCCCGCAUCUUUGCUCACUUCAUCCACUCAACUGGUCCAUCCUUGUCCAUAUUUGAACGACAUCCUACUGACUCCUCGAUUGUUCUGGGGGCAGCUGUUCCAUCUGCACAACAGGGUCUAUGGGUUUACACGCUUGCCCUCAAAGCUUUGGAGCAUCCGGCCCUCCUCCAGGCAAUACUCGCUAUCAGCAGCUUACACAUUGCAUAUUUGCAGCAAGUUCCCACCACUGUAUCUUUGAAACAUUAUCACUACGCCUUGAAACGAGUUGGCUCCGCAGUCGGCCUUCCCCUCAGACGCAGACAAGUCGGAACCUUGGCUGCCACUCUUCUACUAGGCUACUAUGAGGUGAUAUCUGCCGACCACUCGAAAUGGAAUAAUCACCUGGGUGGGUCCACCCAUCUUAUCCGGGAGAUCGACUUUGCCAAGACCACCAGAGAUCUACGGGCCCAUCGACGUAGAGCCCACGAGCAGCGACUCCGGUCAGGAUGGACAAGCUCUUGGUGGGGGAUGGCUGGCGACGUCUCUGAGGAUGAUCCUUUUGCGGAGAAAGAGGACAGCCUAGAUGAGGAUUUAAUUGGCACCAUCAUGGGACGAGCAGUCAACUACGACCAUUUUAGAUCCACCAACGAGGAUAGCAUUGGCCGUUUAGAUGCCAUCUACGGCUCCGCAGAUCAUCUGUGGCUACUGCUCGCUCGAGUCACAGAUUUUGCCUGGCGUGAUCGCAAACGCAAGUUGAGUACCCUGAAGGCAGGUGGUGUGGACUGGAAGCCAGGCCCUGAGAUGUUCAAAUUCAUGGGCCGGUUCGCUGGCGGUUCUCCCGGUCAACGACCAGGACCACCUGGCGGCUUCGGUCCGGGGGGUCCCCCUGGCCCUCCAUCUGGCCCGCCAAAUAUGCAGCCUGAAGGAUACCCCAAGGCCCCACCCAUGGCAGAUUCUGCUGGUGUCUCUCCUGCUUCAAGCCCGGGACGGACCUCAGCCGACAGUCCUCCAAUGUACGGGAUGAUACCCCCUCAACCGCCUGCACGCCUCCCCUCAGGAUUCCAGGAUCGACCGCUUGAGCCUCGUUUGUCUCCAGACGAGGAUGACCCUGCUCACGACAUGAGCUACAAGGAAGCAGAACAAGAAUGGGAAGAGAUCCUGGCUGCCAUGGACAUAUUCUCCAAAGCGUUGGGCCGCGAUUUUCAACCUUUGCCAGCGGAUGUUGCACCCCCCAUCUCUACGCCGUUCGGUCCCGCUCUCCAGUAUCGUACCCACACCAUCGCCGCGAUCUGGGCGUUUUACUAUGCCGUGCGCCUUCUGUUCUAUCGGAUUCAUCCGUCCAUGCCGCCGGCCAUCAUGAUGGCAGCUGGGGUAGCUGCUCCAACGACGGCCGGAUUUUCACAGACCAUUGGCAAGAUUAUGGCGGGUGUCUACUAUCCGCAACGCUUUAACCUUGAAGCCGGAAGCUUGAGUCCGAAUUUGGGUUCUGGGUUGACAGACAUGACAGUCCCGGUAUUCUUUGCAGCUGUUCAAUUUACUGAUCCCACACAGCGAGCUUGGACGAUUUCAAAACUUCGCGACAUCUCUCGCUUGACUGGAUGGAAGAGCGCGGAUGCAAUUGCAGGGGGAUGUGAGAAAGCAUGGUUAGUCGCUGCAAAGCAAGGUCGUGGGCCACCCUAUCAACGGUCAUUUGAGAAUGACCGAACACGGGAAAAGCAACAAGAGCAUGAGACUGAGGCUGUGCUAAAGGAAGUUGAAGAUCGUCGAUUUGUGACAGUCAAAUUGGAUCGAGCGCAUUGGGCUAUGGGGAUCUUGGAAGAGGACAUUGCGAAUUUAGAGGUUUAG
Penicillium coprophilum is the source of this 2877-nucleotide messenger RNA. RefSeq lists its product as uncharacterized. The record is from RefSeq and is a predicted model, not a curated record. NCBI's taxonomy places the organism in Eukaryota, Fungi, Ascomycota, Eurotiomycetes, Eurotiales, Aspergillaceae. Bases 1 to 2877 code for a protein of 958 amino acids. The transcript has 5 exons. Gene Ontology annotation, biological process: positive regulation of transcription by RNA polymerase II. Gene Ontology annotation, molecular function: zinc ion binding; transcription cis-regulatory region binding; DNA-binding transcription factor activity, RNA polymerase II-specific. Gene Ontology annotation, cellular component: nucleus.